Pochonia chlamydosporia 170 is the source of this 1590-nucleotide messenger RNA. RefSeq lists its product as hypothetical. The transcript has a single exon. The record is from RefSeq and is a predicted model, not a curated record. Lineage: Eukaryota; Fungi; Ascomycota; Sordariomycetes; Hypocreales; Clavicipitaceae. The coding region runs from base 1 to 1590 and encodes 529 amino acids.
AUGUCUGGGACAGCCGAAGUGGGCGGUCAGUCCAACGGUUGUACGGCGAUGCAUGGUCAAUCCGUUGCCGAAGAUCAAACGGCCGGCGAUGCCGUAGCGCAGGGUAGGUUGGAUCAAGUGACCACCACUGGCUCAGCGCUGUCCGAGGCGGAAAUGUUUUCUAGGUACGUCAGGUUAUCACCUGAAAAUGAGGCUAGCUCGCCGAGGGAUCAUCCUACAGAAUCCGAAGACAUUGGUCAGGCACCCGUUGACUUAAAUGACGACUUCACCACCAAUGUCGCUCGCAGCAAAUUGCUUUGUUCACUCACAGCUCAUGCGCCAAACCUGUUGAGCCCGACCUCUGCGAGGGAAGUGAUGGAGACCAUAUUCCUGAACUGCGCAAACCUGAAUUAUGCACGCGGAAAAUAUAACGAUAGAGACGCGAUGGUCCCUGUGAAAACGAACAUCGAGGAAAUUCGGAGCCAUGCAGAGCAGAUCGCCGAGUUCGGAUAUGUCCAGGCGGUGGACGCCGUAAAAAAGGAGCUCUCGAUUGGUGCGAGCAGAAAUAUUCAAGCCCGGUACAAUGAAGCAUUCUAUUGGGAAAUCAUCACCAAGGGUGCAAAGCUUCUGGAUCCGGCCAAGUUGCCACCCACAAAGGGGCCUCUUGAUGAAUUCACCAAGGCUGAAAAGGUUGCGGCUGCGAAGUUCAUGAUUGAAGCAGGACAUGGAACUAGCUACACAAGUCAACAACGAUUCCGUAGACUUUGGAAGAGUCUGUUCGAUAUGCGAAAAGCAGGAGUCGAUAAGAUACUCUUCUAUCGCACGAAACAAUUUGAUAAAUUCUGCGAGGCCUACCCUAGAGACGGGGACGAAUCCUUGGUGGACACUGUGCUGUCUUGGGACAAGGUGUACGGACCACAUAUUGGGCAACUCGAGGGUCGAGUGACGGAGGAGAGCGGAGGCGAUUUAACUGGGAAAUCAUGGUUGAGUCAGCCAUAUGUAGCAGAGAGACUGGAGGUUCCAGAGGCAUUAUGGGAUUGUGCCAAGAACCUGUGGAUUUCUGAAGGGGAAGAGGCGGCAUUCAAAUCAGCAUCUGGAUUCAAAGAGGCAUCGGGUGACCAGUUAGGAGGUCUGUUUGACAUCCACGUGGCGAGUGGAUAUCGUUGCAAAUCCACGUUUGUCAGUCUUCUGCCCUGGAAUGAGACGUCCCUUCGUGUUUGCCCUACAGUCACCGUUCGUGAGGGGGACUUUCUGGGUGUUUUUGCAGGGAAGAUUCGGUUUUCGGAGGAGUUUGACGCCACAUGGGGUAUCCGUGGUCCCAGAGAGAAGCUUUGGCUGGACUGCUCGCAAGACAUCGGUUUGCUGAACCUGAUGCGAGUUUCACCGCCCGAUGGGUAUGCAAAUGUACGGCUCCAAUGGGAGCUGGUCUAUGAUCUUAAGGGAAGCCCAGCAUGGAGGGUCUCGGUUCGGGCUCUCAAGACGAUUGAGCCAUUCGAAGAGAUCAUUCGUGUUGCUUCGCAGACAGAGCAAUAUGAUAUGCAUCAGGCGUUUGAGAAUGCCGGCAAGGUGCUGGAUCUUAGCUCCUCAUCGUCUCUGCUACAUGGUGUCUGA